Messenger RNA from Endocarpon pusillum Z07020, 2172 nucleotides. RefSeq lists its product as uncharacterized. The record is from RefSeq and is a predicted model, not a curated record. Lineage: Eukaryota; Fungi; Ascomycota; Eurotiomycetes; Verrucariales; Verrucariaceae. Gene Ontology annotation, molecular function: DNA replication origin binding; chromatin binding. Gene Ontology annotation, biological process: mitotic DNA replication checkpoint signaling; DNA replication initiation. The coding region runs from base 1 to 2172 and encodes 723 amino acids. Gene Ontology annotation, cellular component: nuclear origin of replication recognition complex. The transcript is spliced from 3 exons.
AUGGCAGCAACACCACAGAAGUCCCACAAGAAGCAGGAAUGGCUUACAAAAGGCGGCCUUGCAAGAGAAGAUUCAGAUGACGAGCUUGGUAUAGAAGACGUCCCUUGGAGGUGGAUCUAUGAUGAAGGUACAGACCUCUACGAUCUGGACAAGACUCCGACACGAAAGCGCAAAGCUAAGACCCUCACCGAGUCCACCCGGAAGAUCAAAGGCGCCCAGAUGGGCUCCUUUACUUGCUAUGUUGGAGACACCGUACUGCUUAAGUCGCCAGAGCAGGGCAAGGACUGGGCUGGCAUCAUCUCUCAUUUCUCAGAGACCAACGACGAUGAUGAGGAAGAGAUGAGCGCCAGCAUUAUGUGGUUUUGUUCUCCUGAAGAGCUCUCAAGGGGCAAGAAGUCCAGACUGAGGACUGACCUUCUGCCGAACGAGUCCUUCAUCACAGCCGACUUCAACCUGAAUCCACUGGAGUCAAUCUCAGGCAAGGCGAUAGUCUUAUCAAAGGAAGCUUUCUACAAGAAGUACCCAGGUGGUAGGCCUCCACGAAGCAAGGCUGCCAUUGCUCUCUAUGGAAAGACUCUUCUCUGCCGCCGGGGGCUUAAACAGAGGACCGGCAAAUAUACAGACGAGUUUGUCUGGGAAGAAAUGUAUCAGGACAUUGGAGAUCUCUAUGGACUCGUAAACUGGAUCAACGAGCAGACCAAGGGCCGUCGAAAGCCAACGGAGAAGGGUGACGAGGCCCAAGACAAAGAGUUUGCUCCCAACAAGCAUGGAGAAGAAGACGCAGAGCCUGAAACUCCAAAGAAGCGGCGGAAAACAGCAUCUGCAAUGAGCACGCCCAAGUCAUCAACCAAAUCCUCCAAGUUCACCACCCCAACCCACAAGCGCAUUGUGAUCAAGAAGCCGCUUGAGAUCACCCCUCUAGGAACCCGUCUCCUCUCUCCAUCCCAGAUUCUCUCCUCGCCAUAUCAACAUGCUCGCACCAACCUCCACGUCGCUUCGGUCCCGGCCUCCUUACCUGGUCGAGAAAAAGAAUUCUCCACUGUUUACAAGUACCUCCACGACGCCAUCACCGACGGUACAGGAGCCUGCAUCUACAUUGCAGGCACACCCGGCACCGGCAAAACCGCCACAGUCCGCGAAGUCGUCGCGCAACUGAACAACGCCGUCCUAUCCGAAGAAUUAGACGACUUCAACUUCGUCGAAAUCAACGGCAUGAAAGUCACCGACCCCCAUCAAUCCUACUCCCUCCUCUGGGAAGCACUAAAAGGGGACCGUGUCUCCCCCUCCCACGCCCUCGACCUCCUGGAACACGAGUUCUCGCACCCCAGCCCCCGCCGCAAGCCCCCGCCGCAUCCCCUCGUCACCAAAAACCAAUCCGUCAUGUACAAUUUCUUCAACUGGCCCCAGCUCCGGCACAGCCGCCUCAACGUGCUAGCGGUAGCCAACACCAUGGACCUGCCGGAGCGAACACUAAGCAAUAAGAUAAGCAGCCGUCUCGGCCUGACCACAAUCACCUUCCCCGGGUACGACCACAAACAGUUGAUGUCGAUCAUCACCUCCCGGCUGCAGGGCGUGCCGGGAAACAUCGUCGACGCCGACGCCAUCCAAUUCGCUGCGCGCAAAGUGGCCGUCGUGACGGGCGACGCGCGCCGCGCCCUCGACAUCUGCCGUCGAGCCGUCGAGAUCGCCGAACAAGAACAAGAACAAUCUCAGAACGAGCACUCUGCAAACCCGGAAUCCGCCGCAGAAGCUGGAGCCCUCGACACGCCCAGCAAGAAGCCCCAAAGCAAACCCAAAAACCAACCCCCCCACCCUCCUCCCCAGGAGGAAAGGGCCGCCAGAGAUGUCUUGGUCGAGGCGAAGCGCAUCGCCGACGUGGCGGAGAACCAGGCUAUUCAUGAUUUUCUGUUGGUGGAUCAGAGACGACACCUGCAGGAGCAGGUUUCGACCGGGGCUGGCAAGGCAGGGAAGGCGGUGCAGGUGAAGCAGGUGCCGAGGGUGUUGGCGAUGGGGGCGGCGGCGAUGGAGUUGUUGGCUUCCGGCGUGCUGGCUAUGGAGGCGAGGGCGAGGGGGGAGAGGAGUGGGAAGAUUAGACUGAGGGUUGGGGAGGAGGAGGUUCGGGGCGCGCUGAGGGGGGAUGAGGAAGUUAGAGGGUUGGGUUUCUCGGGGUGA